CCAUCGCGCAACUGCUUCCUAGCUUCGUUCGUUCCGGAGCGCCAGUGAAAAGGGAACAAAAAAAAAAAAACGUUUUUCCCCCACCGCGCGAUCGUUCGAUCGAUCCGGCGGCCGGCCAUGGUAAAACUGGCGACGGCAAGGGAGGCGCGGCUGUACGGGCCAGCGCUGGCGGCGCGGCGGUGGGAGUACAUCAACGCGGGGGUGUACGUGUUCGCGGCGCUGCUCCUGGUCCUGGCGCUGUCCGCGUCCUCGUCCGGGGCCAGGGCGGGGCUCGCCGUGGCCGCCGUGGCGCUGGCGGCCGUCGCGGCCGUCAACGCGCACGACCUCGCGGCGCACCUCGCUGGCGUCGACUGCCGCGUCGGGCUGGCGAGGUACGACGCGCAGCUCGGCCUCGUGGAGUUCCUCGUGCCGGCCGUGCACGCGGCCGGCUGCGCGCUCGCCGUCGUGGGCCUGGCGCUGCUGGUCUCCCAGUCCCAGCACGAGCAGGGGAAGGGCGGGCCAGGGCACGUGGGGCGGCGGGAGGCGCACGCGGCGACCAUGCUGCUCGUCGCGGCGCUGCUGUGGGUGCUGGGCUCCGUGCUCAACUCGUGCCAGGUGUACGAGCGCGCCGACGGCCGCGCGCAGCUCCUGCAGUCGAGCGUGCAGGUGCCUCAGCUCCUGGGGAGCCUGCUGUUCCUGGUCGCCGCGGCGCUGAACCGCCGAAGACUCGUCGUCUCAGGCACCGGCAGCGCCGAGGAGCCGGCGUGGCUGUGCCUAGCGCUAGCGGGGAGCGUGCUCUGGCUGGCGGCGGCGAUGCUCAACGUGCUCAAGGUGUUCACCAUGCACCAGAGCGACGCGCCGCGGCUGGAGAAGCUCCGCGGCGGCGCGCAGGAGUGGCUCAGCCGCGACCGCGAGGGCCGCGUCCCGCUCAACUGGGAGGCGGGCGCUGCCCACCGAGCUCCGGUGAUCCUCGCCCGCCGGCCGUAGUACGCAACAACUUUUUCCGUGCUGUAAAACGAGGGGAAAAGGGGUAAAUAAAUUGUUUGGGCUGCCACCCUUCUGGGCCGUUGCUGGGCUUUUGACGGCCCGAAUCCUCGGAUUCUUGGGCUUAAUAGUUGUUGGAGCUUAAUUUAUUAUUCCGUUUCUUAUUAUCCCAGUUUAGUUACCACACACUACCUCCUCCACCAUCUUUCUAUCUUGGAUCAUCCAUCGAGUGAUCAGUGAAAAGUGAAAACAUAUGCCUGACAGUAACAAAGGCAGAUGAAUAGUCCGCGCAUUCUCAUUACCACAAUUAGAAA
This is a messenger RNA of Sorghum bicolor (sorghum), 1277 nucleotides long. RefSeq lists its product as uncharacterized. The transcript has a single exon. NCBI's taxonomy places the organism in Eukaryota, Viridiplantae, Streptophyta, Magnoliopsida, Poales, Poaceae. Bases 118 to 966 code for a protein of 282 amino acids. The record is from RefSeq and is a predicted model, not a curated record.